AAAAACAGUGAGUGAAACAGCCUUUUCUCUCUCUAUUUAUAUCUAUCUUUUUUUUCUCACCUGUGACUUCUCCCUUCUUUCUUCAUCAUCAACCACAAGAACAACAAAAAAACGGAACUGAAGACUACUGCAUAAUACUGCUCCCUCCCUUCUGCUACUAUUCAAUCCAUCAUUUUAGGUUUUCUUUUUCUUUCUUUUAUGAACCCUGAAAUCCAACAGUAACCUUAAAACUCGGGAGAUCGAUCGAUCCCUCAGCUAUAAAGACAGCAAACCCACAAAAGAAUUUCGACAUAGAACAGCAAGAACCAAAAAAGAUCGAAUCUUAGAGAGAGAGUAGAGAGAGAGAGAAAUGGAGGGUGGAGGUUCCAUGAUAGCUUCUUUGUGUCCUAUGAUGAUGAUGAUGCCUACCAGCAACGAUCAAGAACACCACGGCGGAAACAACCACAAUUCAACCGCCGCAGGUUAUUACAUGGAUAACCUCGGCAGCCACAACCACCACGGUUGCGAGGAGGUGGCCGCCGGGAAGUGUGGCGGUUCUUCGCCGUCUUCAUCUCUUAGCUCCGUUAAGGCCAAAAUCAUGGGCCACCCAUACUACCACCGCCUCCUGGCCGCCUAUCUCAGCUGCCAAAAGAUAGGAGCGCCGCCGGAGGUGGUGGGGAGGCUGGAGGAGGCGUGCGCGUCGAUGGCGGCGAUGGGUGGCCGCGGCGGGAGCAGCUGUUUGGGAGACGAUCCGGGGUUGGACCAGUUUAUGGAGGCGUACUGUGAAAUGCUGACCAAGUAUGAACAAGAACUCUCAAAACCCUUCAAGGAAGCCAUGCUUUUCCUCUCAAGGAUUGAGUCUCAGUUCAAGUCUCUAGCUCUUCCUUCUUCUUCUGAAUCUGCUGGAGCGGAUGCAAUGGAUAGAAAUGUAUCAUCUGAAGAGGAGGUUGACGUGACUACGGCAUUCAUAGACCCGCAGGUUGAAGAUAGGGAGCUCAAAGGCCAACUUCUGCGUAAAUACAGUGGGUACCUGGGAAGCCUCAAGCAAGAGUUCAUGAAGAAGAGAAAGAAGGGGAAGCUGCCCAAGGAGGCUAGACAACAAUUGCUAGAUUGGUGGACUAGACAUUAUAAAUGGCCAUAUCCUUCGGAAUCUCAGAAGCUGGCGCUCGCUGAAUCGACGGGACUGGACCAGAAGCAAAUCAAUAAUUGGUUUAUUAACCAGAGGAAGAGACACUGGAAACCAUCUGAAGACAUGCAGUUUGUGGUUAUGGAUGCCACUCAUCCCCAUUACUAUAUGGACAAUAUGCUUGCCAAUCCUUUCUCCAUGGAUAUCACCCCUUCAUCUCUCCUCUGAAUUAAUAUUAAUAUGACAUAAUAUAAUAUAAUGUCCUGGCUUGUAUUGUUGUGUUUAUGAUAUUAGUUUAUUAAUUAAUUAAUUAAUUACCCCCAAAACCAUAUCUAUAUAUCUAUAUAUAUAAUUAAGUAGCUAGGGAUAUGAUGUUCCCUUUUUACAAUUUUACCUUUCAUCUUUUGUACGCCUAAUCAACCUAAACAUUUGACCACUUUUAUGUUAUCAAUAUAUAUUUGUUAUCUACCAAAUGAUAUUAUAUAAUCGAUGUUCCGGUGGUUUAUUUAUAUGAGAAAUGAGUGAUUUAAUUUAUAAAAG
Messenger RNA from Cuscuta epithymum, 1645 nucleotides. The record is from the annotation of a GenBank genome assembly. NCBI's taxonomy places the organism in Eukaryota, Viridiplantae, Streptophyta, Magnoliopsida, Solanales, Convolvulaceae.